Molecule: messenger RNA, 3715 nt
Organism: Antechinus flavipes (yellow-footed antechinus)
Lineage: Eukaryota; Metazoa; Chordata; Mammalia; Dasyuromorphia; Dasyuridae
Gene: TXNRD1
Product: thioredoxin reductase 1
Exons: 14
Coding region: 254-1747 (497 amino acids)
Biological process (GO): cellular response to oxidative stress; glutathione metabolic process; cell redox homeostasis
Cellular component (GO): mitochondrion; cytosol
Molecular function (GO): thioredoxin-disulfide reductase (NADPH) activity; flavin adenine dinucleotide binding; glutathione-disulfide reductase (NADPH) activity
Source: RefSeq, a predicted model, not a curated record
AUAUUUGCCUCAAGGCCCUGGGUUGGAUGGGGGAGGGAUUAGCCGCACUGAACCGGGUGUUGGGGGAAAAGUGCAAAGCUCUUUGAAGAAAUCAGUUUCCCAUCAGGCCCCUCGGUAGCCCGGAGCCUGUCGGGAGGGAGAUGGUGGUAGCCGAAAAGGAAGAAAUAACUACGUGGGGUUUUAGCAGAUAACAAUCCCUCUGCUAACAGAAAGAGAGGCCAGUAAGGAAGAUAUAUCUCAAACUCUCUUAAAAAUGAAUGGGUCAAAUGAGACCCCCGAAUCCUAUGAUUAUGACCUAAUUAUCAUCGGAGGAGGUUCUGGAGGCCUGGCUGCUGCCAAGGAGGCGGCCCAAUAUGGCAAGAAGAUCAUGGUGCUGGAUUUUGUUACUCCAACUCCUCUUGGAAAUAGAUGGGGUCUUGGAGGAACAUGUGUGAAUGUCGGCUGUAUACCUAAGAAACUUAUGCACCAGGCAGCUCUGUUAGGGCAGGCCUUGCAAGACUCCCGCAAAUAUGGAUGGCAGAUCGAAGAGGAAGUCAAACAUAAUUGGGAAAGAAUGACAGAAGCGGUCCAGAAUUACAUCGGCUCUCUGAACUGGGGUUACCGAGUAGCCUUACGGGAGAACAAGGUCACCUACGAGAAUGCUUAUGGAGAAUUUGUGGGGCCCCACAAGAUUAAGGCAACCAAUAACAAGGGCAAAGAAAAGUUUUAUACAGCGGAAAGGUUCCUCAUCGCCACAGGUGAAAGACCACGUUACCUGGGCAUCCCAGGAGACAAGGAAUAUUGUAUUAGCAGUGAUGACCUUUUCUCCUUACCUUACUGCCCGGGAAAGACGCUGGUGGUUGGGGCGUCCUACGUAGCCCUUGAAUGUGCUGGGUUUCUGGCGGGCAUUGGUUUGGAUGUCACUGUGAUGGUUCGGUCCAUUCUCCUGAGAGGGUUUGACCAAGACAUGGCCAACAAAAUUGGGGACCACAUGGAGGGACAUGGCAUCAAAUUCAUCAGGCAGUUUGUGCCUAUUAAAAUUGAACAGAUUGAAGAAGGCAUGCCUGGUAGACUCAGGGUGAUCGCUCAGUCCACCGAUGGCAAGGAGACCAUUGAGGGAGAAUACAAUACGGUGCUGCUGGCGAUAGGACGAGAUUCAUGCACAAGAAAAAUUGGCUUGGAAGCAGUUGGGGUGAAGAUCAAUGAAAAGACAGGGAAAAUACCUGUCAAUGAUGAGGAACAGACCAACGUACCUUACAUCUAUGCCAUUGGGGAUAUCUUAGAAGACAAACUGGAACUGACACCAGUAGCCAUCCAGGCAGGCAGACUGUUAGCUCGGCGACUUUAUGCUGGUUCUAAUGUAAAGUGUGACUAUGACAAUGUCCCCACCACUGUAUUUACCCCUAUGGAAUAUGGGUCUUGUGGUCUCUCUGAAGAGAAAGCCAUCGAGAAGUUUGGAGAAGAAAACAUAGAGGUCUACCAUAGCUACUUUUGGCCCCUGGAAUGGACCAUCCCAUCAAGAGAUAAUAAUAAAUGCUACGCCAAGGUCAUCUGCCAUGUCAAAGACAACGAACGUGUUGUGGGUUUCCACGUCCUGGGUCCAAAUGCAGGCGAAGUGACUCAGGGCUUUGCUGCAGCCCUCAAGUGUGGACUGACCAAAGAGCAGCUGGACAGCACAAUUGGAAUCCACCCAGUGUGUGCAGAGAUCUUUACGACGCUGUCUGUGACUAAACGCUCAGGGGGAAGCAUCCUCCAGGCGGGUUGCUGAGGUUAAGCCCCAGUGUUGCUGCUGCUGCCUGUGGCGACUCUGGGGUCACGUUAUUUUCUCGGGUAGAAAAAAGCCUUAAGAGAAUCCACCAUCCAGUCUCUGCAUCUUUCCUGAUGGUAGAAAGGCGAGACUACUCGAACCUUUGGGAUUCAUCCAUGUAUCGUGGUUCCCGGAGAAGGCAGUCAGCAAAACACUGGAAUAAUCGCAGCGUACCUGAAACUGAGGUCCAGGGUGCAUCCGCAGAUGCGUUAAUGAAGUCUCCGCCUAAAGCCCGUAGCUUGUGGUGGGUGGUGACCGAAGAACCCACGUCUUCAGUUUUAUCAAAGACUUUAUUUUGUUGUGUUUUCAAUGAAGAAUGUUCUCGUGGAUUUCUCUGCAGAAACCAGAGAAUCGAGGCUGCUGCCUCUGAUAACAUUUGCUUUUGAAGCAUAGAUUAUCUAGGAGCCUCCCAAAGACCCCCUUCUCUCUUUGUCGGAGGGGCGUGCAUGCAUUGGCAAACUAAUAGCAGCAAGAGGAGACUAGCGAGUUUGCUCCUUUUUCUAUCUAAGAAUUCAAAUGACCUUUUUAGCCUCUGCUUUUUCAUAAAUUCCCUGAUCCAGUUGAGAGCACAUGUAUCCCCGUUAAUUCUCUCUCCUCUUCCUCCCCUCAAACACAUUUUACCACUUUGCAAGAUGGUACCAUUGGUUGCUUAAGUCCUGUUUGAGGAGUCGAGCUGAUCUCCUGGAGCUGAUCUGAACUACAGUUUCUACGCAGGUUUUAGAUUUUGGUCUUAAUUCAGUAAAACAGAGUGAUUUCUGGGAAUAAUCACAAUACCCCACUUCUUACAGGCAGUCUGUAACUGAUGAUAAGGUGAAAAAUUCAAAAUAACUUGUCUUGACUUAUUCUUUGAUCCUUUGGGUGAGAAUGAUUGGUAGCCUAAAAACUCAAUUUUCUCAUCAAGGACCCAUUUAUGGGUCCCCUCUGGAGAGGUCUCAGUUACAGGGAGAUGAGAUAGUCCAUCUACACUUGUGUUCUCCAUCUUUUUGGGGAGUUGAGAGGAGCGGACCCAUUUUCCUUUUGGUUUCUUCUUUGUCAUUUACUUUUUUUUUUAAAGGUAUUAUUCAUAUCAUAAAUUAUUUAAUUAUUUUUUUUAAGCCCACGGACAGAUCUGAAGGAUUUUUCUAUUUCAUAAACACCAAAUGGUUUCGGCUUCUUUGUUUAGGGGGGAGGAAUGAGGAAGGAGAAUGUUAUCAGGUAGAAUCUUGUACAGAAUUGUUUUCUCCUAGAUCUCCAGCUUAGAACAACUGUUGUUGGGAGACUGGAUUGUAUUUAAGGUACUUGUCUCAUUGAAGAAGUUUUAAUGGAGAGUGAACACUGGAAGUUUUCCAUGUCCUGACAUAUAUAUUUAUAUAUAUGGGGAAGGGCAUAGAUCUAUCUAUCUACACACAUACACACACAUAUAUAUAUAUAUAGCUCUAUGCUCAUUUCCCUACUAUAGCUUAUAAUUUGUCUUAGCUGGUGCAUUGAGUAAUUGUUUCAAAGCCCCCCUCCAAGGAGCCUCAGGACCCAACAGGGUUCCCACUUGUCUGCCUCUCUCUACUCACCCUGGGGUCUCACAUCCUGUUGGUUUCUACAUGGACCACUGGGUGGGAUAAUACAUAGGUUGCUAUGAAAGAAUCGGGAGAGAGCAGUUCUCCUGUUUGGGAUUAGAUUUCUCUAACUCUUCCUGUCUCUGAAUUUGGAAAGGGAGAUGGGCGAAAUGGAGGUCAUUGUGUUUUGAAUUUAAUCAUGUUCCCCUUCAACAAAAACAAAAACAUUUUGUAUCUAGAUCCCUAGUGAAAAAAAGGAAUCUGAUCUGAAAAAUUGGUCUCACUUGGUGUCUUCCCAAUUGGACCCCUUAUCAAACUAAUUUUUUUGUUGUUUAUGAUCAUUUUGGAAGAAAAAAACUUGAUAAUGUGAAACAUUAAAUAAUAUUUAUAUUCCUCUUUA